This is a messenger RNA of Blastomyces dermatitidis ER-3, 3199 nucleotides long. RefSeq names its product NADH-ubiquinone oxidoreductase 51 kDa subunit, mitochondrial. The record is from RefSeq and is a predicted model, not a curated record. The coding region runs from base 781 to 2337 and encodes 518 amino acids. NCBI's taxonomy places the organism in Eukaryota, Fungi, Ascomycota, Eurotiomycetes, Onygenales, Ajellomycetaceae. Gene Ontology annotation, molecular function: NAD binding; NADH dehydrogenase (ubiquinone) activity; FMN binding. The transcript has 3 exons.
UUCUUUUUCUUUUUCUUCUUUUUCUUUUUCUUUUUUUGCCGUUUCGUUUCGUUUCUCUUUUUUUCUUAAUCUUUUGCUUAUGGGUGUUGUUUUAAGAGGCGUUUUGUCCCCAUCCCCAAGAUGCUGGCUUUUCCAUCAUGUACUUCCCUGCUAUCCCCCUUCCCUGUUACCCGUUACUCAUUAUAAACCCAAAAAGAAAGCCGAUUAUAUUUCUCCUCCAUUCCAUUGGUUGAGACAAGUGGUUUGACUCUGUACAACAUAUAUUGUAUAUACCUUCCUCAUUAUUUCCUCUUGUGCAUAUUUUGCUUCCCCGGUGUUGGAUUUUAGCUGUGUCGCUGUUUUGUUGUUUACAGAGUUAUUUCUUACUGGAUUUUGAUCUAUUUUUCUUUUUUAAAUUCCAUGACGUCAUCUUGAGCUUCUGGAUUUGAUUUCCCCUUAGCCAAUUCCCAUUGAACCUUCAAUUCAAAUUUAUAUCAAUGACAAUAACGCCCACCAUGUUUUCAGACAUCAAUCCUCCCCAAUUUAAGGUUGCUACCCGCUUCCCAAAAUUGCCGCAGCCGAAGUAGCGGUGACUAAGCUGCACCCACGUGACUCGACUGCACCAAUCACAUCCGCCGCAAAAGUAACCCCAUCCCGAGUUUCCAUCAGCCAAAUUCACCCAGAACGAAACGGCAAAACAACGUCCAACAACCGCCAUCUCUUCUCCCUCCCGUCAAUUCCUUCUCCCUCCAAUUUCCCCCGCAUUGUUAUCGGCUCAAUUGGAGAGCACAAGGAGGCAUCAUGAUCUCUCGGGCGGCGGCUCCCUCUACACACUCCUUCUCCCACCUUACUCCUCGCACACUUCACACGGCAGCAACCUCAUCCUCCUACCUCGCUUCAUCCCAGGCCGCCCGACAACCUCGACGAAACCAGCAGCAACACCGAGGCCUUGCUACUGUCCAAGAUGCAACUGCAACACCGCCUCCCCGGGCAUACGGUGGCCUGAAAGACCAGGACCGGAUAUUCCAAAACCUGUAUGGCAAUCAUGGCGCGGACUUGAAAACGGCGAUGAAGUUCGGCGAUUGGUAUAAAACGAAGGAAAUUAUGUUGAAGGGACAUGACUGGAUUAUUUCGGAGAUUAAGGCAUCCGGGCUAAGAGGUAGAGGUGGUGCUGGUUUCCCUUCUGGUUUGAAAUGGUCUUUUAUGAACUUCAAGGACUGGGAUAAAGAUAAUAAGCCUAGAUACCUUGUUGUGAAUGCUGACGAGGGCGAACCGGGGACUUGCAAAGACCGAGAAAUUAUGCGAAAGGAUCCUCAUAAGCUUAUCGAGGGCUGUCUCGUGGCUGGACGUGCGAUGAAUGCUACCGCCGCCUACAUCUAUAUCCGUGGCGAAUUCUACAACGAGGCUACCUCUGUACAGCGCGCCAUCCAGGAAGCUUACCAGGCUGGUUUGAUCGGCAAGAACGCCUGCGGGUCCGGUUAUGAUUUCGACGUCUAUCUUCACCGGGGAAUGGGCGCUUAUAUCUGCGGCGAGGAAACUUCCUUGAUCGAGUCCCUUGAAGGAAAGGCCGGAAAACCCCGCCUGAAGCCCCCUUUCCCGGCUGCCGUCGGUCUCUUCGGUUGCCCCAGCACAGUCGCCAACGUUGAAACGGUUGCUGUGGCGCCAACCAUCUGCCGUCGUGGAGGUAAAUGGUUCGCCUCGUUCGGGCGUGAGCGAAAUCAGGGAACCAAACUAUUCUGUAUCUCCGGGCACGUCAACAACCCAUGCACCGUUGAAGAGGAAAUGUCCAUCCCACUCCGCGAGCUUAUUGAACGCCACUGCGGUGGUGUGCGAGGGGGAUGGGAUAACCUCCUCGCCGUUAUUCCAGGCGGGUCAUCGACUCCAAUCCUUCCGAAGCACGUUUGUGAUGACCAACUGAUGGACUUCGACGCUCUCAAGGACGCGCAAUCCGGCCUUGGGACCGCAGCCGUGAUCGUCAUGGAUAAAUCCACCGACGUUGUGGCCGCCAUCUCGCGCCUGUCCGCAUUCUACAAGCACGAGAGCUGCGGCCAAUGCACACCCUGCCGCGAGGGAAGCAAGUGGACCUACCAGAUGAUGAAGCGUUUCGAGAGCGGCCAGGCUCGCGAACGGGAAAUCGACAUGCUUCAGGAGCUCACGAAGCAGGUUGAAGGCCAUACCAUCUGCGCUCUCGGCGAGGCUUUCGCGUGGCCCAUCCAAGGCCUGAUUCGUCAUUUCAGACCAGAGCUCGAGGCUAGAAUACGCAAGUAUGAGCAGGAACAUGGUGGCAAGCAGGCAUUUGCUGGCGGUUGGGACCCACAGGCGCGUGUGGAGGGGAAGCUCAUUUCUCCUGGUCAAUAAAAAUAAAGGACGUAUGUAAAUGUAAUAUAUACUUAUAGUGGCUUGGGUUCCUGGAGGGGGAACGAGGGUUAGGUUUAGCUUGAAGCAUCUCCGUGAACGAGAGCAGUGGUAAUGGGAGAGCGCUUUUUGCUAUGGAUAAACAUUAUCACCACCUCUUCACUACUCGACUAGGAGAUGAAUGUCCCGUUCACUACUUCACUGGAAGGAGAUGCACCUCCCACUUUUGACUAGAUAUUUUCCUUUAUUUGUGCUUGUGCUAUACAUUUCUUCUUCAUUUUUCUUCUUCAUUUUUCAUUUUUUCUCAUUUUUUUAUUCUGCUCGCUUAUCUGCGCAUUUCAGUUUCCCUUUCUCAUUUACCCUAACAAGUUCCUGCCUUUUUUUGAUACCGAAGGCUAAAAGAAGUACAAAAGAUACUCAUAUUCUCAGAUGGUUUCACUCUUCAUUUCUUGUAGAUAUCACCACCUUUCUUUUUCAGCCCAGGCUCACUCAGAACUUGGGAUGGAGCGCAGCGUGCAGGACAAAUUUCAAGAUAGGAGGAGAGAGAGUUGGCUAAUCGUGCCUGUGUGCCAGCAAUGCCAACGGUGCCUACGCGGCGCUCCACAAUAAAUUCACUUGCACAUUGAACUUGAGAAACCCAUUGUGUGAAAUAACAUUGUGGUGAAGCGCCCUAUGACAGGGGAGUUAGUGAAAUAAAUAUAUAGAUAGAUCUACUUGGUCCCAGAAUGGUCAGUUAAGGUGUAACCUCUCCCGAUACCGAUUACUCUCUCUCAUUUCUAACCACGUUCUAGAGCAGUGAACAGAAACCAACUUAUGGUUAUAGAACUAUCUAAUUCAAAAAGCACAUGCUUGAGAGAAAAAUAUU